UGGACUCCCGUGGAGCCUCUGCAGGGCUUGCGGUACCAUUGCGACCUUCCACACGGGCUUUGGUACCGGGGAGAAUGAGCAAAUCGCCACAAUGGACGGAGACUGGGAUGAGGUCGCUCGCAUUCCAUUUCCGCCUCCGGGCGUUCAUGCGCUGCCGACACAAGUAACGACAAUGACCUUUGACACCUCCCAAGAGCUUCUUUGGGCUGGUAACGAAUAUGGUCGAGUCACUUCCUUUCUGGGCACCGAGCUUCAACGAUACUCCACCUUCAAGGCGCAUCAAGCCGCAGACGGGCCAGUUCGGCAGAUUUUAACAAACGAUAAAGGUGUUGUGACAUUGGGUGCCAAAGAUGUGCAUAUGGCAUCUAGGAGAGGGCCCACCAUGUGGCAUAUCAGGCACGAUGACAUGAAAGACUUGAAGUGCAUGAGUUUCACUUCAAAGGGAACGGCAGAGAUCAUAGCCGCCGGUCUACAAAACAGCAUGUUUGUUAUUGACCUCAUUAAGGGGGAAGUCGUCAAACAGGUUCGAACGGACCAUCAAUACUUGAUUAUGAAACGCGGGCGCUAUAUAUGCGCAGCUACGAGAGACGGAUCAGUACACCUUUUGGAUCCCAUCACCUUCGCCAUCGUCAAAACCUGGAAUGCUCACUCAGCCUUAAUCAAUGACAUGGAUGCUCAACACGAUUUCAUCGUUACAUGCGGCUACUCGCUUCGCCAGGGGCAGAAUUACAUGUUGGAUCCCUUUCUCAACGUUUUCGAUAUCAAGAAGAUGACAUCGAUGCCGCCGAUCCCGUUCCCUGCCGGCGCGGCAUAUGUACGCAUGCACCCGCGCAUGCUCACGACCAGCAUUGUGGUGUCUCAAAGCGGCCAGAUGCAUGUGGUGGACCUCAUGAACCCUAACACCAGUAAUGUACGACAGGCCAAUGUGCUGAGUUACCUCAGCAUGUUUGAGAUUGCCCCCUCCGGCGAGGCUAUGGCUCUCACCGAUGCAGAAUGCUAUAUCCAUCUAUGGGGAUCGCCAUCCAAACUCCAUUUCGUUGACUUACCUACUCCCAUGGAAUUCGCCACAACCGAAGACGCGAUUCAACCUAUAGAAUGGACUCCCGAAACCCCUUUCAAUUCUAUCGGCCUGCCAUACUACAGAGAAACACUUGCCUCUGCGUGGCCUGAACUGAUCUCAGAUGUUGGAGCCCCCCCAGUCAAAUUUGAUCCGCAGUUCCUUGCGAGCCUUAAAUCUGCCGACUUUGGGCUCUACGGUCGAAAUACACGAGGCCUUCGCAGGAACCAAUUUGAAGAUACUCGGAGCUCGAACAAAUCCGCUAAUUCUGGCCUUAAAGCUCCAAAGUUUCUUAGCGAAAAGGCUCGAGAUUUUGCUAAAUCGGACUCGUUGACUUCUGCAGAAAAGGCAGAUGAACUCUCGAAUCCAUUUGCAGAGUUGGAAAUCGAGAGCAGAAAAUCAGAAUUUCCGAUGAUGUAUAGAAACGUCGAGAUCAAAUACAGUAAAUUUGGUGUCGAUGAUUUCGAUUUUGGCUUUUAUAAUACCACACGAUACUCUGGCCUCGAGAUUCAUAUAUCGAACUCGUACGCCAACUCGCUCCUUCAAAUCAUGCACUUCACACCUUUAAUUCGAAACUUGGCUUUACAACAUGCAGCUACAGCCUGUGUGAGCGAGGUCUGCCUCCUUUGCGAGCUGGGAUUUCUUUUCGAUAUGCUUCAGAAAGCAGAAGGAUCAAUCUGCCAGGCUACUAAUAUGCUCAAGACUCUCAGCAGCCACCCUCAAGCUGCGCCUUUGGGAUUGCUGGAAGAGGAUACACAUGGAUCAUCCCUAAACGUAAUGCUACAGGGGCUAACCCGAUUCCUACUGGAGAGAAUUGCUGGCGACUAUAAAUCUAUGGCUCCAGCUUCGUCCUUGAUGGAUCAGGUGUUGGCGACCAAAGCAACUAGCUCUAUUAGAUGUAUGAAUUGCAGAAGCGAGUAUACCCGACCUGGGUCGACAUAUGUAAACGAUUUGCUUUAUCCACCUCUUAAAGCCCCAGGUCGAAACAACAAGAUUCCUCGCACCACUUUCUCCCAAAUUCUUAAGAGCAGCGUGGAGAGAGAGACGACUUCGAAGGGAUGGUGCGGAAGAUGCCAACGGUAUCAAACCAUUGCAACUAGAAAAACCAUCCACAGCGUCCCAGAUGUCCUGAUGCUCAAUACCGCAAUUACCAGUUCGGAUCAUCGAAUGCUUUGGUCCACGCCUGGCUGGCUACCAGAAGAAAUCGGCAUCAUCGUCGAACAGGGCCAGUUCUUCUGCUACGAGGGGGAAGAUUUGAAGCUUCACUUACAACGUGGCAUUCAUAAUAUCACAGUUUAUUCCUUGAUUGGAAUGGCUAUCAACAUUGAGAGUGGCCAGACACAAAAACCGCAUCUCGUAGCCAUGGUUAAUGUUGCUCAUGCUGAACCAAACCCCCCCGGUCAGAGCCAGUGGCACCUAUUCAACGAUUUUCUAGUUCGCUCCGUGAGCUCAGAAGAAGCUCUUUCAUUUAAUAAUUCUUGGAAAGUUCCCUCUGUUGUCACAUUCCAGGUUAAGAAUGCAAACAACAAGAUCGAUAAUAGUUGGAAGAACAACAUUGAUACAUCACUUCUAUAUCAAGAUUUCAAUCCCAGCUCACGUACCGAGAAUAAGACAUAUAAGCUUCUGGACCCAGUAACAGAGCGACCUGGGCCAUCAACGAUCAUUGCACUGGACACUGAAUUUGUUGCGGUGCGACAGCCAGAGAUUGAAAUGAACUCGGAUGGCGAACGAGAAACCAUCCGGCCAAUAGUUUAUGCACUGGCUCGCGCCUCCGUUGUGCGAGGCCAGGGCGAAUUCGAAGGAGUGCCCUUCAUCGACGACUAUAUUUCAAUCAGAGAACCCAUCGUCGACUAUUUAACGUCAUAUUCGGGCAUCACCGAAGAUGAUUUGAACCCACACACCACAAAACAUAGCCUGCUGCCUCUAAAGGUGGCAUAUAAGAAGCUUUGGAUACUACUCAACCUCGGUUGCAAGUUUUUGGGCCACGGACUGAAGCAAGACUUCCGCGUCAUCAACAUCCAUGUCCCCAAAGCGCAAAUCAUCGAUACUAUCGACCUAUUCUUCCUAAAGUCACGCCUGCGAAAGCUGUCGCUCGCCUUCUUGGCAUGGUACCUGCUCAAGGAAGACAUCCAAAUGGAGACGCACGACUCCAUCGAAGACUCCAGGACGGCUCUCCAGCUGUACAGGAAAUACCUUGAGUUCAAAGACGCUGGGAUCCUGGAUGCGAUGCUGCAGGAUAUUUACCGCGCCGGGAGGGACGUGAACUUUAAGCCCCCAAGAAGAGAUGGCGUUUUGGACGUCCCUAGAUCAGAGACGCCGCCUCCUUUGCCUGUGGAGAAUGGGACCACGCCGACGCCUACUCCUGGGCCGCCAAGUACGCCUGCGAGGGGAAGAGGGUUUGGAAGCGGAGUUAGUUGGACACCGGGUAAAGGAUCUCCUAUGAGGUGAUAUAACGCUGUGUACAAGCACGCUACUUUUAGGAGUGAAAAUGAGGAGGAUAUCUGAUAAUUUGGAGACUUUAUGGUGAUGGAUCUGCAGGGAGAGUGGGCUGCCUGUCAUAUCAGAGUUGGAGAUAAGUAAGGCAGUCAAUUUAUGUUUGUUUUACACACGCCAUUUGUCUUCGGAUCUUGUGGUAUACUGGACGCACAUGUCUAUCACGAGAUCAGGAACGGGUAGAUAAAUAUACAUAUUC
Messenger RNA from Trichoderma asperellum CBS 433.97, 3749 nucleotides. It is a transcript of the gene PAN2, whose product is annotated as poly(A)-specific ribonuclease. The record is from RefSeq and is a predicted model, not a curated record. Gene Ontology annotation, biological process: mRNA processing; nuclear-transcribed mRNA poly(A) tail shortening. Gene Ontology annotation, molecular function: protein binding; nucleic acid binding; poly(A)-specific ribonuclease activity. Gene Ontology annotation, cellular component: PAN complex; P-body. Lineage: Eukaryota; Fungi; Ascomycota; Sordariomycetes; Hypocreales; Hypocreaceae.